Dreissena polymorpha is the source of this 5736-nucleotide messenger RNA. RefSeq lists its product as uncharacterized. The transcript has 15 exons. The record is from RefSeq and is a predicted model, not a curated record. NCBI's taxonomy places the organism in Eukaryota, Metazoa, Mollusca, Bivalvia, Myida, Dreissenidae. Bases 129 to 1922 code for a protein of 597 amino acids. Gene Ontology annotation, biological process: nucleoside metabolic process. Gene Ontology annotation, molecular function: catalytic activity.
AUCGGAAAGUAUCCAAAUGAAAACUCGUCACGUGACAAAGCGACAAUUGCGUCAAAAUUGUGAAUUUCAGACUGCUGAGAGUUAUUUUCAUCUAUUGUUGGAAGCAUUGUUCGGCACACAAAUAAAAAAUGGCAGAUGAAGAAGAGAUAAUCAUGACCCCCACAAAGAAGGGGAAGACGACUCAUAUCCGUAUUGAGCGUAAGAAGAAACUGGACAUGAACGGGGCGGAGGUGGAGAAGAGGCACUAUGUGGCUGGGGGAGAACACAAGGGGCUGGUUGUGAACAAAUCAUCACAAGGUGAUGAUGAGGAGAAUCUUGGAAAGCCACAAGUGCAGUUAGCCUUUAAUUGUUUCAUGGUUGAUGUCAAAACAAAGAAAAAUGCAGUGGAGAGUAGAAAGCUGAAGUUCUGGUUCGUAGACGAGGCAGGAUAUUUGGAUCAAAUGGCAACAGCUUUCGAAUUCUUCAAGGUGCUGUUAAAGCCAGAAAAUUUUCCAAAAGACUAUGUUGGCUUCAUCAAGAAAUGCAUGAAACAGAUGCAGAAUUCCCGUUAUAACUUGAUCCGUAAACUCAAUAUGGAGAUACAGGUCCUCGGGGAUGAUGAGGUGCCUAUGACGCCAGGAGGCACUAAGAAAUCAACUGAAAUGUUUGCCUUUGGGAAGGUGAAGGAUCCACGGCCCAUACACGAAAUUGUGCGCGAGAAACUCCUUUCCAUUUUAGAAUCAGCGUACCCCAAUAUUCUGACAGUAGAAGAUCUCUUAAGGAUAUUGAAGUCUGAUGAGGCCACGGCAGAGGCAGAUGACUCGUUGGUCCAUGCUCAGCUGCAGGAGUUACAGGACCGAGAGCUCGUCAAGCGUCUUGAGAACGGCAGCUUUGUACGACACGUGCGGGACGAAAAGGGCGGACACACAGAGGUGCAGGUGGUGAAGCAGAUGAACCAGGUGGUUACGAAAAACAAUCAGCCCACCAUUGCCAUCAUCACUGCCAACUACUGUGAGAAGGUCGCCGUCGACGCCAUGAUGGAGAACAAAACCACCUACGUCAAAUACAAGACUGGAGGAGAAUCAAAUGCAUACACGAUAGGGUUCAUUGGUAGCCACCGAUGCGUGUCCACAAAGUUACCUAUGAUUGGCCAUGACAGGUCAGCCAUGAUUGCUGCAGGCAACACCACUACUAGAUUGUUAGGUGUUUUCCAAGCGGUAGAACACGUGUUCGUGGUGGGUGUGGGCGGAGGUGUUCCACAUUUCACGGACUACCACAAGCACCCCAGGCUGGGCGAUGUGCUCAUCUCACAGUGUGACAGCCAGGGAAAUAUCUACUACUACUGCAACGGACUCUAUCAGGAGAAAGAUCAAAGCCUCCACUACAAGACAAAGUCCUUCAAACCCAAGGACAAGAGUCUGCAGGAGGUGGUGAGAAGGAUCCAGGAGACGAGAGAGAGGCGUGCAUUCUCGCCCUGGGAGAAGUACAUCACACAGGGACUGGAGGCGCUCAGUGUACAGGAGGCCGAUUACAACAGGCCUGCUGCUGCCACUGAUAGAUUGACACUGACGAUUGGAGAGGGUAAUGUGAUUGAGAUGCAGCAUCCCCAACACCCAGAGGGCCUUGAUGAGCGCCAGGGAUGGCCCAAGAUCCUGUACGGGGCCAUAGGAGCAGGAGCUAAGUUUGCCCAUGAUGAUGACCUGCGAAUGGACUACGCAGCAAGAAACAAUUUACAAUGCUUCGACUGCCAGUUUGACCAGGUCCUGGAGGGUAUUGUGGGGAGUGUAAAGGAGAGCUUCAUGUUCAUCCGUGGAAUCUCGGACUACAGCGACGGCAUGCAGAAGAAGGAGUGGCAGCCCUACUCCGCCCUGGCAGCAGCCGCCGUCAUGAAGACCAUCAUCAAGUCGUUUGACGGGCCUUACAUUUCAGAGGACGAACUCUAGGCACUGACAGGGAGCUAGAUUUGUUAUGUCAGCAGCAGAAUUUUUUUAUUGAAACCUUAUUUCAUGUUUUUUUUACUAUCAACACAUGUAUUCGUUGUGUGAUACAAUUGUUAUUUAGAUGGAGGAUUUCUUUUUUUUCUUUCUGGCAAAACUGUUGCUUUUUUUCCUGUGAAAAAGGGAAAAGAAAAAGAUCUGCCUUUAUGAGAAAUUUUGCCUCUUUAGCAAAUGAACAAAGCAGUGAUUGUGGGUAAAUUUUAAGAUGUUAUGUGAAGCAAAUUAUUUUAAGAAAUCUAAUUGUAAGUGAAUUGUUAUGGCCAUUUUUACAUGGACAGGGGUAAAGUGCAUGUAUCUAAUUUACAAAUGAAGAACGGAUAGAACAGCCUUGUGUUCAGCUGUCAGGAUGUACAUAUAGCCUGUAUUGUUGCUAUGGAUACGGUACUAUGUCACACAUACCAUGACACUGCAGCUGUAAAAAAUCAUUCCUUUAAUAUUAUUUCUUGUUGAUUCUUGCUGGAGAUGUUCUUUGACUUGGUGCAUUGUGUUAUUUGAGAAUGGUCCUGUGUUAUGUUUGACUAUCAUGAAAUACACACUAAAUGUCGGCAAGAGUGGUAGCGAUAUUUCGUAAUGUUUUGACUGGCAGACAUGUUUAGGUAGUUACUCUUGCCUCAAUUUUGUAUGGUAAAUUUUGUUUAACACUGUACGCAUACAUGUAUGCUUUUCACUUGAUAGCACAGCAUUUUAUUAUACAGGCAAAUCAGAGGCUUGUUUUAGAAGCACGGAGAUAAAUAGUAGAAAAUAAAAUUGUUUUUUUCUUGACAUGGGUCAAUACUUGGUAGAUAAAUGUUACAUUUAAUGAAUAAUUUUUAAUUGAUUUCAGAAUUUUUGUUAUGCAUUUAAAAUUUGUUAACGUUUUCUUAAAUAUUUGAUAGAUUUUAAACUUGGCUUCCAAAUGAAUGUUGUUGUUUUUUCUGAACUUUGCCUAUAUAUGUUCUUUAUCAUGCAUUUUCAUAAUUUUUCUUGUGUGCAAAUUGUAUUCACUUGUUUUACUGCAUUAUCCAACAAUAAUACACUAGGCCAUGUGUUCACAAAACAUUUUGAUAUCAAUUUUCAAUUGCAUGUGACAUUGAUUUUUUCUCUUUUUUUUGUCACUAAUUUUUAUAAUUUGAUGUUCAUAUAAAAAAAUGUAUGGCAAAAGUGAAAAUCAAUGUCAAGGAAUUUACAUUUAUAUAAGUUGUUAUUAUAAAAAGCCAUAUUCAAUCAAUAUCAUUAAAAUAAAUUGUAAGUGCCAGUUAAAAUCUAUAUCUCUUAAAGUAUUUUUGUUGUUGCCAAUGGCAAUAAAAGGUUUUGUGAACAUAUGGCCAGUUUUGUUAAGCUUAGUGUUUUCCUUUAUAAGGCUUUAUAAAAAGUAUUAAAAAAUGCUUGUAAAUGUUGUAUAGUUAUUUCAAAAGAAUCAAUUAUUCAAUCAAAUAUUCAGAAAGUUUAGUCCCAUUUAAGCCUGUGGGGAUUGUACAUGCUAAUCUAAAACAAAAAAAACAACAAUACUUUAGACACAUGCAUUAAGUCUGUUUUCUGACACAUCAGCUCAAGUGAGUGGCAUCAUGCUAAAAUGGGUCUUAUGCCAUAUGCAGUCAGCAUAGCUCCGGCCGAGCCUGCAUUCGCGCAGUCUGGUUAGGAGCUACCCUAUUCAGUGUCGGUUAAUGACACCACAAACCGUACAUGACCUUUUGCGGACAGUUUUGCUCCUGAGCUGACUGUGUGAUUGGGUAUGCUUGUCUUGGGCUACGCUGUAUUUGGCAUAAGACCCAUUUUGAAGGAUGCGAGGCAUACAGGUUGCACUGUGGGAAAACAAACUUUAAUGCAUUUGCAGAGAUCAAUUUAUUUUAAUUAUAUUUAAAGGGACUGUCAACCUUGAAUGACGAAAAAAUAACAGUUCUAAAAUACCGUUUUUUUAUACAAUUAUUAGUUUAUAUUGAUUAAAAUUUCACGACUGGUAUAUUACAUUACUUGAAAAAAGUUCAUACUUCAGUAUAUUUGUAAAUACAAUUUCGCAAUGUGAAAUAGAAAGUACAUCGCGAAAAUAGGUGACAUAACGAUAUACACACUAUAAAUGACGCAAGUAGAUUGAUCAUUUUAUAUAUAAAAUAUAUACAGUUCACUAUGCAUGCACAAUUUGCAUUACUUGGUUUACCACGUGACGAUGAUGAUCAAUCUACUGGCGUCUUUUAUAGUUAACUGGUAGUUACCUGGUACACAUACCCAGUAAAAUUUAAUACCGAAUAUACUGAAAAUAUGAACAACUUUUUGCAAGUAAUGUAAUAUACCAGUUGUGAUAUUUUAAUCGAUAUAAACUAAUAAUUGUAAACAAAUACUGUAUUUUACAACUUUUCUUUUCUUCGUUGUCGUGGUUGACAGCCCCUUUAAAGUUCGAUUUCAUGUAACUGAGUUGUACAUACAGAAACAAAUAGUAUUCUUGACAACUGAGCAAAAUAAUCCCACCUAAUUUUGUGUUCUGAUUCUUGUACAAAAUAUCCAAUGAAAACUGUUUUCUUGAUACCUUUGUAUUUAUCUAUAUACCAUUUUGUUGAGUUUCAUAUAAAAGUAUUUAAGUCAUUUUCGCAUUGUAUCAUAUCAUUCAACUUUAUUUCUUCUUCGUUGCAAUACACUGAGCCGUGCUCUGUGAAAAGGGGUUUUAAUGCAUGUGCGUAAAGUGUCAUCCCAGAUUAGCCUGUGCAGUCUGCACAUGCUAAUCAGGGACAAAACUUUCCACAUAAACUUGAUUUUUGCUGAGAAGAGACUUUGUUUAACCCUUUCAGUGCGGGAACCAAAUUUUGAAGGCCUUUGCAAACAGUUUGGAUCCAGAUGAGACGCCACAGAACAAUUCUGAUAGUAUUCUUUGGAGAAAAAAAAACGAAGAAAAUCCUAAUUGUAGAAAUUCAGCAGACGACAUUUUAGCAGACAACAAAUUUCCCAGCAUGCAAAGGGUUUAACGAAAAAUAUCAUAAUAGUGGAAAGUGUCGUCCCAUAUUAGCCUGUCCAGUCCGUACAGGCUUAUCAGGGACAACACUGUACCCACAUGCAUACAACCCCAUUUUCACAAAGCGCGGCUCAUUUAUAAUUACUAGUUUUCGUAGCAGUCCUCUCAAAACGAUUUACAUGCUUGUAUGGAAUUUUUGAAUCUCCGGAUGAUUUUUAUCAACCUAGCUUUUGAAGUGUGCAUUAAAAUUGUAUCUGCUUUUACAACAACCUUGUUGUCUUUGGAAAUAGUUUGAGGAUGCCCGGAUAAUGUUUCAAUAAGCUCUUGGGUCUUGGAAAUGUAGAAACAAUGCAAUCCAUGCAAUAGUUAGUAUCUGACAAGGGUUUAUUGAAACCUCUCUUAGGAUAGUGAAAUUGGGGGGUGAUCAUAUAUACCUUCAGCCGUAUACCCUGCAGUUUCCAUGGAAACCAAAUGCGAGUGUUGGAUAAAUUUUUGUAUAUAUCUUUCUUUGCAAUUAGUAUUAGUCUGCGGGUAUACAUGUUUUAUGUCUACCCGCUGUUUCAUUGUCAGGUUGUGUUAUAUUUUUAUAUAUGUGUAUCUUUACUAAAAUUGGUUGUAUAAAAUCAUUUGCGACUAUAUUUUUUUUUCGAGAAAAUAUAUAUUGUUAUUUGAAUGUUAUUUAUCCAACAUUAGUAAUUAUGUAUGCUAUUAAGCAUACUAAAGUCUACAUAUGUAAACAUACUUCCAUUAACCUGUAUAAUCAAGGUGAGAUAUAUCCACUUCUGUGUAAAUGCCUUUAUAUAGAUAUAUUCGCAAGUAUUAAAACCUAUUGCCUCCAAA